AUGUCAACCUCUUCAACCCGGACCCUGUCUUCCAAGGAAGCUAACCUCCUCCCCACUUUCCCAAUUCCUUCCCUCCCUUCUCUCUCUCAACCAUUACAGGGCGUCGUGCCGCCUAAUGUCAACCUCGUCAACCCAGAUCCUGUCUUCCAAGGAAGCUUCCUGCCGACGGCAGCAGCAGCAUCAAAGCCCAUGAGGGCUGUUAUGAGCAACUCCACAUCCAUCUUUCCCCAAGGAGCUCACCCCCUUUCACCAAGCACACACCCAUCUUUCCCCAAGGAGCUCACCCCCACACACCCAUCUUUCCCCAAGGAGCUCACCAAUGAUUCCCCCUUGCGCUCAUCCCUCAUCAUUCCUUUGACACGCGCAUUACCCAGCAUCCAUGAUUCUCCCAGCGCACACCCAACAAUCCCCCCACACUCACCCCUCUUUUCCCCCACGCUCACCCCUCUUUCCCCCCACGCUCACCCCUCUUUCCCCUCACGCUCACCCCUCUUUCCCCUCACGCUCACCCCUCUUUCCCCUCACGCUCACCCCUCUUUCCCCCCACGCUCACCCCUCUUUCCCCUCACGCUCACCCCUCUUUCCCCUCACGCUCACCCCUCUUUCCCCUCACGCUCACCCCUCUUUCCCCUCACGCUCACCCCUCUUUCCCCUAAUGCUCACCCCUCUUUCUCCUCACGCUCACCCCUCUUUCCCCUCAAGCUCACCCCUCUUUCCCCCCACGCUCACCCCUCUUUCCCCCCACGCUCACCCCCUCUUUCCCCCCAUGCUCACCCCCUCUUUCCCCCCACGCUCACCCCUCUUUCCCCGAGGAUCUCACCCAUAAUUCCCCCUUGCCCAUCACUCAUCAUUCCUUUGACCCAUGCAUUACUCUCCCAGCGCUCACCCAAGAGAUCCCCGCACUCUCUUUUGAGGCGACUCAGGAGUCGCCCAUAA
Messenger RNA from Closterium sp. NIES-65, 936 nucleotides. Lineage: Eukaryota; Viridiplantae; Streptophyta; Zygnematophyceae; Desmidiales; Closteriaceae. The record is from the annotation of a GenBank genome assembly.